AUGUCUGCUUCGGAAACCUACAGAGCAGCACAACUGGCUGUGAAAGCUGAGCGUAUGGCUACGACACAUCUCAAGAAUAUAGAAAUUGGGAAGCGAUCUAUACGUCUCUACGUCUCGCCCGCGCCAGUCAAUUUUGCUGAGAGACGCUCUGUUCUGAGAGCGCUUGAACAAUAUGGCCCAGUAGAGUUCUUCAAACUCAUGCCGGGUCAGGGUUCUGCCUUCAUAUCUCUGAUGAAAGAAAGCGAAGCUGCCGCCAAAGCCGUCUGUUCAAGCCCAAUCAACAUCACUGUUCCUUCAUCCUGUAAGGAGCCAAAGUCUACUGUGAAAGUGGACGGGUUAAAACCGCGGUUUGAAAAGCAACCUUCGCGACCUUCUAACCCAGAAGACACCAAAUUUGUCAUCGAGGUAACGGAAUCUCCCGCAUAUAACCAUAAGGGCAGCUCAAGCUCGUUUCUCGCCAGAGUCUGGCCAGAUUUUGUCACAGGAAAUAGAACGCUUGCUUCAACAACUUUGCGACAGUCGCUCCCUAAUAGUAUCGCAGCCAAGGGCUUGAGCCAUUGGGACGUUGAUUUCGGAAAAGAAACAACAAUGGAUUCCAGAAAGGUUGACAGAGUGCAAACCCGCAAUUGGAUUCCAACGAAGAUAAAAACACCGCCUAGAGAGCCAGUGCCACGGGCAGUGGGAGAAUGGGAGCGUCGACAUAUGCAGCGCCGCCGGCAGUCAAAAUCAAAGGCGGAUGAGGAAGAGACGCGUACCACUUCUGAAGACCAAGACAUCUAA
Molecule: messenger RNA, 780 nt
Organism: Fusarium redolens
Lineage: Eukaryota; Fungi; Ascomycota; Sordariomycetes; Hypocreales; Nectriaceae
Exons: 2
Coding region: 1-780 (259 amino acids)
Source: RefSeq, a predicted model, not a curated record